Messenger RNA from Daktulosphaira vitifoliae (grape phylloxera), 1492 nucleotides. Its product is annotated as sin3 histone deacetylase corepressor complex component SDS3-like. Gene Ontology annotation, cellular component: Sin3-type complex. Lineage: Eukaryota; Metazoa; Arthropoda; Insecta; Hemiptera; Phylloxeridae. The transcript has 8 exons. The record is from RefSeq and is a predicted model, not a curated record. Gene Ontology annotation, biological process: negative regulation of transcription by RNA polymerase II. Bases 282 to 1373 code for a protein of 363 amino acids. Gene Ontology annotation, molecular function: histone deacetylase binding.
UACAAUUUUUUAAGGUAGCACGAUUUCAUAACUAAAAAUAAUACUAUAUCAAAAAAUAUUGCGUCAACUCAGUAUUCUUAUUAAGAAAAUACUUUUCAGUAAUUAUUAUUUCUAAAUACAAUGAACAAUCAAAUAAUACCUCAACAACAGUACGUGUUUGUUACUUUGAUAACAGCAGAAGUUUUUAUCAGUUUCAAACAAUAUUCCUAACUGUUAGCUGAAGUCAGAAUGUUUAAUUUUGACGCAUAAUAUUAAUUAUUUAGUGCUUUAUUGCAAUAGUUAUGUCGAUAAAUGAAAAUAAUAUGUCUCCAUCUUCUUCAUAUUCUAUAGAUGACGAAGAAUUAAGUAAUAAUAUAGGAAAUAAGGAUAUUUCAGACUCUGAUGAUGAAGGAAAAGAAAAUCGUGAAAAACGCACUGAAAUUCAAGAACAAGUAUAUCAGGAUAAACUUGCUGGAAUUCAAAAGCAAUUACAAGAAGGCACACAUGUUGAGUAUGUAAAGCAAUUAAAAAAAUUAGAAGUUCAACAAAAAAACCAUUUAUUAAUGAAUAAUAUUUGGCGAGAUUGUUUACUUGAAGCCAUUGAACGAGAAUUUGUUAAGGAACGUCGACUUGCACAUAAAGAGUUUGAUGACCGUAAUAAUGAAUUAACAGAAACUUUGGUAACUGAGUUGAAUGAGAGGAAAAAAGCUAUAGAACAUGACAAUUUGACUAUGGAACUUGCUCCUGACUCCAUAGACCAAAAACCAGCUAUGACAAGAAAAUUAAGAAGAAGACCUAAUGAUCCUGUUGUACCUGCUCCUCAAGAAAAACGACGUAAACCUCCUCCUGUAUCAAAUAUUUAUUAUUUGCUUGAUGAACGUGAAAUCGAACAAGAUGUCAAAGCUAUACAAGAAUCUUUAGCAUCAAUAUGCUCAAAUUCUUCUACAACAACUACCGCUACUGCUACCAUUACAACAACUAUUUCUAGCAGUAAUAAUAGCACAGCUUCAAGUAAUUCUACUACUACAACAACAGUAAAAACACGUGAUACUGUAAAUUCCUCAUCUGUCAGGAAACCAGGUUUUCUAAAUUCUGGUUCAUCAAGUGGGAACAUGAGUCCUAAAAAAAGUCAAAAUUCUGAUUCUGAAAGUUCAUCAGCUAUUCCAGAUACAAGAAUUGAAGAUGGGAAAUUAUUAUUUGAAAAAAGAUGGUAUCAUAGAGGACAGCCUGUAUUUGUUGAAGGAAGACAAAUGUCAAAAUUUCCAGCUGUAAUUUCUGCAAUAGGAAAUGAAACCAUAUGGGUAAAAAAAACAUCAGAUAAUAGCAAAUUUCGUAUAAAUCUUCUUUACUUGUCUAAAGGAAAAAUGUCAAUUAAACGUAGAGCAGCUGUAUAGAAAUUAAAAUAUAAAUUUUGUUUACGCUUUUAUUUUUUACUACUUGAUGUAAAUGGAUUCUUUUCAAAUAUUCCAAUGCUGGACAAUUAAUUUAAGUAAUGGUAAAACUGUAAUAAAUG